UGAAAGUGAGAGAGAGAUUGGGCUGUUUGAACGUGCCAGAGGGGAAGAGAGAGAGGGAGAGGGACAUUUUCAGGACUGAGGAAAUAGAAGUGUUACUACUGGGUUGUGCUGCCUGGCUCUAGAAGACCGACAUGGAGAAUAUGCAUCGCCCCACAGCACACACAGACACCGGACACCAGACACCGAACACCACGUAAAAUGUGAUUCAAAGGCCUCACUAUCAGCGGUGAUUUUUCCACUUCUCCCAUUCCUUUUUUUAGUUUUAUUUUGCGCUGCCUCCUCUCUCCUUAUUUCUGUGUGUGGAUCCCCCCUCCCUCCCUCCACCACUUCUGUCACUCUCUCCAUUUCCAAAGGAGGGAUCUGUGAAUCAAGUGCAACAGAAGAAGAACAUGAGUCUCGGGGAAUGAUGCCGCUGCCGUUUGUGCCACCCUCCCUGUCGCCAUGACGAUGCCACUCAGCCCCCUCUCCAGUGACGAGGAGCAGCAAAGGAUGCUGGGAAACAAUAGACAUCUAUAUCCUGGGGCAGAGGACGAGGAAGAGGAGGAGGAAGAUGAAGAAGAGGAGGGUGAGGAAGAUGACCGUGAUGCAGAGGGAGAAGAUGGGGAGAAUGGAGAGCUGGAGGGAGAAGAGGAGGAAGUGGAAGUGGAGGAAGUCAGGCGAGGAGGAGGCAUGUCGCGAGGAGGCAGGGAUGAGGGGCACAGGCAAUUAGGCAAAAUGACUGGACGACCCACAGGAGACAGACAGAUACGACCCGGCAACAUUGGGCACACAGUAAACCCUUAUUCGUCCAACCAUGGACCCACCCAUCAACAGCCAGCCAAUCAGCAGCAGCAGCAGAAGAGGCUGAGAGAGCAUAGCUCCAGCAGGGCGCCGUCAGAGGACGACCACAUCGCCAUGAUGGUGUUCCGCAUCGGCAUCCCCGACAUCAAACAGACGAAGUGUUUGCGGUUCAACCCAGAUGCGACCGUUUGGAAGGCCAAGCAGCAGGUGCUAUGUUCUCUGACCGAUUCGUUGCGGGAUGUGUUGAACUACGGCUUGUUCCAACCAGCCACUGAAGGCCAUGACGCCAAGUUCCUGGAGGAGGAGAAGAUGCUGAGAGAGUACCCACAAUCCUUUGAGAAGGGGGUACCAUAUCUGGAGUUUCGUUACAAGACCAGAGUGUACAAACAGACCAAUCUAGAUGAGAAACAGCUGGCUAAACUGCACACUAAGGCCAGUCUGAAGAAGUUCAUGGACUAUAUCCAAAGUGGCUCUGUGGACAAGAUGGCCAAGUUCUUGGACAAAGGGCUUGACCCCAACUACCAGGACCCUGACACGGGAGAAACCCCCCUGACGUUGGCGGUGCAAUGUGAGCCGGGGGGAGGGGAGGCCAUACGGGGGCUGGUGCUGGGAGGGGCUCAUCUUGAUUUCAGGUCCAAGGACGGACUCACACCUCUACACAAGGCUGUCCGCAGCCACUGCCACACAGCGUUGCUGACCUUGCUGUCUCUGGGUGCGUCUCCAGACUAUAAGGACCGGCGGGGGCUGACUCCGCUCUACCACACUGUGCUGACAGGGGGCGACACCUCCUGCUGUGAGACCCUGCUCCACCACCGCGCCAAGCUGGCCGUCAGGGACGAGAACGGCUGGGAUGAGACACACCAGGCCUGUCAGAAUGGCAACGCCCAGCAUCUGGAGCACCUUCUUUUUUACGGGGCAGACUCCACUUCCCAGAAUGCCUCAGGAAACACUGCCUUGCACGUUUGUGCUUUAUACAACAAGGACAGCUGUGCACGAAUUCUACUUUACAGGGGAGCCAAUAAAGACACAAAGAAUAACAGUGGGCAGAACCCAUUUCAGGUGGCUGUCAUGUCCGGCCAUUUUGAGCUAGGAGAGAUUAUCAAAAACCACCGGGACACAUAUGUAGGUACGUUCUGA
Messenger RNA from Oncorhynchus tshawytscha (Chinook salmon), 1917 nucleotides. RefSeq names its product SH3 and multiple ankyrin repeat domains protein 1. Gene Ontology annotation, molecular function: synaptic receptor adaptor activity; ionotropic glutamate receptor binding. The coding region runs from base 442 to 1917 and encodes 491 amino acids. The transcript has 10 exons. The record is from RefSeq and is a predicted model, not a curated record. NCBI's taxonomy places the organism in Eukaryota, Metazoa, Chordata, Actinopteri, Salmoniformes, Salmonidae. Gene Ontology annotation, cellular component: postsynaptic density; dendritic spine; postsynaptic membrane.